Molecule: messenger RNA, 2318 nt
Organism: Condylura cristata (star-nosed mole)
Lineage: Eukaryota; Metazoa; Chordata; Mammalia; Eulipotyphla; Talpidae
Gene: SMARCE1
Product: SWI/SNF related, matrix associated, actin dependent regulator of chromatin, subfamily e, member 1
Exons: 10
Coding region: 47-1282 (411 amino acids)
Biological process (GO): negative regulation of DNA-templated transcription
Cellular component (GO): SWI/SNF complex
Molecular function (GO): nuclear receptor binding; nucleosomal DNA binding
Source: RefSeq, a predicted model, not a curated record
GUGUCUCAGAUUCAUUCUUAAGGAACUGAGAACUUAAUCUUCCAAAAUGUCAAAAAGACCAUCUUAUGCCCCACCUCCCACCCCAGCUCCUGCAACACAAAUGCCCAGCACACCAGGGUUUGUGGGAUACAAUCCAUACAGUCAUCUCGCCUACAACAACUACAGGCUGGGAGGGAACCCGGGCACCAACAGCCGGGUCACGGCAUCCUCUGGUAUUACGAUUCCAAAACCCCCAAAGCCACCAGAUAAGCCACUGAUGCCCUACAUGAGGUACAGCAGAAAGGUCUGGGACCAAGUAAAGGCUUCCAACCCUGACCUAAAGUUGUGGGAGAUCGGCAAGAUUAUUGGUGGCAUGUGGCGAGAUCUCACCGAUGAAGAAAAGCAAGAAUAUUUAAACGAAUACGAAGCAGAAAAGAUAGAAUAUAAUGAAUCUAUGAAGGCCUAUCAUAAUUCCCCCGCAUACCUUGCAUACAUAAAUGCAAAAAGUCGUGCAGAAGCUGCUUUAGAGGAAGAGAGUCGACAGAGACAGUCUCGCAUGGAGAAAGGAGAACCUUACAUGAGCAUUCAGCCUGCUGAAGAUCCAGAUGAUUAUGAUGAUGGCUUUUCAAUGAAGCACACAGCCACUGCCCGUUUUCAGAGAAAUCAUCGCCUCAUCAGUGAAAUCCUCAGCGAGAGUGUGGUGCCAGACGUCCGGUCAGUUGUCACCACAGCUAGAAUGCAGGUCCUCAAACGACAGGUCCAGUCCUUAAUGGUCCAUCAGCGAAAACUGGAAGCUGAACUUCUUCAAAUAGAAGAACGACACCAGGAAAAGAAGAGGAAAUUCCUGGAAAGCACGGAUUCAUUUAACAAUGAACUGAAAAGGUUGUGUGGUUUGAAAGUCGAAGUGGACAUGGAAAAAAUAGCAGCCGAAAUCGCACAAGCAGAGGAGCAGGCCCGCAAAAGGCAGGAGGAACGGGAGAAAGAAGCGGCAGAGCAAGUGGAGCGCAGCCAGAGCAGCACGGCUCCUGAGGAGGAGCAAGGCGGGAGCAAGGCGGAGGAAAAGAAGGAGGAGGCGAGCAUGCCGAUGGACACAGAGGAGACACACCUGGAGGAAGCGACAGAAAGCCAGCAGAACGGCGAAGAGGGCACGUCUACUCCCGAGGACAAGGAGAGCGGGCAGGAGGGGGUGGACAGUAUGGCGGAGGAAGGGACCAGCGACAGCAACACCGGCUCAGAGAGCAACAGCGCCACGGUGGAGGAGCCGCCGGCAGACCCCACGCCGGACGAUGAGAAGAAGGAAUAGAUGUUGCCUUGUUCUAUGUGUUCUCAAUACUUUUUUAAAUGAAAUGAUGUUUUUUGAGUUUUAAUGGUGUUAUGUGGUUUGUGUAUUAAUGUUUUCUUGUCCAUAUCACACCACCAAAGGCUUUUGGACCGUUCAGCGUCAAGAGCUGAACGGCUCAGUCACCUUUCUCAAGCAGUCGUGAAGGUGGUUCUUUUCUUUGGAUCUUGUUGCUAGCCCUCAACUGCUGAAAGCCUCAGAGUUUAAAUUAACCGAGAAAAGGCCCACCUCUUUUAGAGAAUUAUCCUUUGAUGCUGCAGAAUCUACUCUUACAAAUGCCUUCCUACAGCUCACUUGGGUGCUCACCAAAGCCAUAGCUUUAAACCAUCCCAGUCCCGUCCGCAGCUCCCUGAAAGUUCCCUUCCUGUUUACUUCCACAGAGAGCAGCUUCUGGAAGAUGUAAUCAUGCAUGAGUAUGUGUUUGUCCACUUACCCUUCAGUUUUAAUUGAUGUCAGGUCCCAAGAGUUGUGUUGAGGGUUGAGUGUACCUGCAACUACACUUGGAUUGUACUGGUCCAGAAAUAUCUCCACAGUUACUGUAGUACUAGUUUAUGAAGUAGUCAUCAUGGUGAACACGACAUACAUUAUCUGUGCUGCUUUUUGUUGUUGGAUAUGUUCCGGUAAAUUCAUCCUUAUUGUACAGAAGAAAAACUACUUUUUUUACCAUGUUUUCCAAAGACAGUAUAGACCACAGAAGUAAAGGGAUUAAAUAAUCUUGCAGUGGACUAGACAGCUUCAAAAGAGCCCAUUCCAGAAGAAAAACAGCUGGAAAUUAUGUUCAUCCACUUGAAAUUAUUUUACCGUAAUCAAACAUUCAAAACCUCAAGGCUCAGGAUCCCACAGAUCAGAGUCUACCUUUUUGAUAAACUCUUAGUAAAAUCUUGGAGACUAGAAGCAAGAUAGUUUGUGACACAUGCUUCCCAAAAUUAGAAUAGAUUUUUACUGAAUAGUGGUAUAUCUGAUGGUAUAUGUUUCUUAAAGGUCCAAAUGUAAUAAAAAA